ACCUUGAUGCUUCAUGUCUUGAGAGUUGAGACUACACUAGGCAUAAAUCCUAGUAGAAGGCUAGAACCCUCUUCUUUUUUUCUAUUAGCUCUGCCUCUCUCUCUCUCUCUCUCUGAAUGGCGAAUAAUAACAUAACAGCAGGUGCAGGGGGAGGAGUAGAGUGGCAUCAGAGGCCAGCGAACCCUAAAAACCCAAUUGUAUUCUUCGAUAUUACCAUUGGUUCUAUCCCUGCUGGUCGUAUUAAGAUGGAACUCUUUGCUGACAUCGCUCCCAAAACCGCUGAAAACUUCAGGCAAUUCUGCACUGGCGAGUACAGGAAAGCAGGAUUACCUGUUGGUUACAAGAAUUGCCAGUUUCAUAGGGUGAUCAAGGAAUUUAUGAUUCAAGCUGGCGACUUUCUUAAGGGUGAUGGCAGUGGAUGUGUAUCAAUAUAUGGAAGUAAAUUUGAUGACGAGAAUUUCAUUGCCAAGCACACUGGACCUGGUCUGUUGUCAAUGGCAAAUAGUGGACCGAAUGCUAAUGGUUGUCAGUUUUUCAUCACUUGUGCCAAGUGUGAUUGGCUUGACAACAAGCAUGUCGUCUUUGGGCGAGUACUAGGAGAUGGCUUGCUAGUUGUCAGGAAGAUUGAGAAUGUUGCUACAGGUCAGCAAAAUCGCCCCAAGUUGCCCUGUAUCAUUGCAGAGUGUGGAGAGAUGUAAAGCAAGAGCGGUCAUCUCAAAGCCGCUUUUGUAUGAUGAUAAUUUAUAACAUUUAGUUAUGUACCUUUAUGUGAUGUACAUUUGUUUUGCUUCAGUUGAUAUGUUAACCGAGUCAAGAAUUUGUGUUUUAACUGCAAGUAGUCUAACUUUUGAGUGUCGGACAUGGCAUUAACUUGAUUAGCCACAAAAAUUGGACGAGCAGUUCCUGAACACAGUCUGCAUGCUGCAUCCUCAUUUGCAUGUAACAUUCCAAUUAUGAGCUAUUUGGUCGAGUGAA
This is a messenger RNA of Daucus carota subsp. sativus, 975 nucleotides long. RefSeq names its product peptidyl-prolyl cis-trans isomerase CYP22. The coding region runs from base 117 to 698 and encodes 193 amino acids. Gene Ontology annotation, biological process: protein folding; protein peptidyl-prolyl isomerization. Gene Ontology annotation, cellular component: intracellular membrane-bounded organelle. The transcript is spliced from 7 exons. Lineage: Eukaryota; Viridiplantae; Streptophyta; Magnoliopsida; Apiales; Apiaceae. Gene Ontology annotation, molecular function: peptidyl-prolyl cis-trans isomerase activity. The record is from RefSeq and is a predicted model, not a curated record.